ACAAAAUCAACAGGUUGACCUUUUUGCCGACUGUUGGAAGUACUCAUUACAUUUUCAUCAAUACAUUGCAAUUCAUUACAUUUGAGCGAUAAGUUCUUUAUUGAAAUUACAUUUUAAUUCUUAACAUGCCUGUGAUAAUUAUGAAAAAUGAGGAAGAAGUUCUCAAGAAACUUCAAAAUUUGAUCGAAGAGAUCUCAAAUGAGGCAAUAACAUCAAGAGGCAAAUUUACUAUUGGAUUCUCAGGGGGAUCUCUUGGCAAAUAUUUAUGUCAAACACUGCCUAAUAUUACCACUACAUGGUCAAAAUGGGCCAUAUUCUUCUGUGAUGAACGAUAUGUUGAAGAAUCUGACAUUGAAUCGACUUUUGGAUUCUAUAAAAAGCAUUUGAUACCGUUAGUUCCCUUGACGGAACAACAAUUCCGAUCGAUAAAUGUUAAUGAUCCAGUAGAAAAAGUUGCUGAUGAUUAUGAGGCAUCGAUUAAAGCUGAAUUUGGAAAAAGUUCGGAAAUUCCAUCGUUUGAUCUUCUUUUAUUAGGAAUUGGUCCAGACGGACAUACAGCUUCACUUUUUCCAAAUCAUCCUCUAUUAAAAAUGACUAAUCGGCUUGUAACUCACAUAAUUGACUCUCCAAAACCACCUCCAAAAAGAAUUACAAUGACUUAUCCACUCAUUAAUAAUGCAAGAAACUCGAUUUUCACUGUUCCUGGAAAAGGCAAGGCUGAAAUACUGAAGAAAAUCUUUGAGGAUAAAGAGGAUUUGCCUGCAGCACGUGUGAGAUCAAACAAUGUCUACUGGCUUUUUGAUAAUGACUCGGCACCUUCGGUAACGGAAAUUUAAAUGUUUGACUUGAAAAGUUUUGUAUCGAAAAUUUCAAAUUUUUUUAAACACGCUUUUCUGUAAUAAAAAUAUUUUUUUAAAAAUG
Messenger RNA from Chironomus riparius, 921 nucleotides. Lineage: Eukaryota; Metazoa; Arthropoda; Insecta; Diptera; Chironomidae. The record is from the annotation of a GenBank genome assembly.